AUGUCUAAUCGCUCGGAUAUUCCCUGCUCUGAGGAAAUGUCAGAGUACUAUGAAGGCAUCCCAGCUCAUUGGCCCGGAAUCCAAGCGACCCCGUAUGUGGGAGCCAACAGCCCGUACUGCACAGAGCCUCUCGCUCCAUCCAGUAUCUUGACACCGAUCAGUCUUCCGGACAGCCCGACAAUCAGUCACCACUCACAUGGCUAUGGCGCACAAGAAUACCACUAUGGCAUGAAUGACCCCAUGUCAGCCCCACUGGGUCUUGGUAUCUCUGCACCCUUCCCGAGUGAUUUCCCCCGGUCUUCGGCACCCGGUUCUGCCUACCUGUACGCUCCGGAUCCAAGUGGCAUCCGCCAUGGCAUGGCACAAACGCCUAUCCAGUCGCCACAUGGCCCACCACCAGCUAAGCGCGCCAGACACCCAUCCUCAGACACGCCCUCGCGCGAGCAGGCAAGCAACACGCCAAUUAGCAUCGCUCCCAAUCCAGAGGGCCUUCUCCGAAUGGAGCAAGAUCGCCAGCACAUGCAGCCAUCUCCACACAUACUCCCUAGGGUCCGAGCUCCAGGCCGCGGGCGACGCGACCCGCAAGCAGAAGACGAAGAUGCCUUUGUAGAGGAGCUAAGAGAUAGGCAAACGGCCUGGAAGGUUGUGCGUCAAGAAUUCCGGGAAAGAUUCAAUAAAGAUGCCUCUGAGGCACGCCUGCAGAUGCGUCUCCAUCGCCGGCUCCGGGAGCGAAUGGUGCGCUGGGAAGAAUCAGAUAUCAAACUCCUGAUCCACGCCCAUGGGAUCUGGGCAAAAGAUAAAUUCCAUUUCCUUUCAGAUAAGAUGAAAGAACUUGGUGGUACUAGACUGUACUCGCCCGAUCAAUGCAGAACUCAACUUCGACUUUUAGACACGAAAAAACAACAUCGUGAUCGCUUGAGUGAAUCGCCAUCUGCCAUGUCUGAUCCUGCUCCUAUCACACCUACUGUGUCUCGAAAACGACCUCGAGCUCAGUCAUUAGACCUGGAGACUGACAAUGAGGAAGUGGCCUUUUAG
Molecule: messenger RNA, 1035 nt
Organism: Penicillium concentricum
Lineage: Eukaryota; Fungi; Ascomycota; Eurotiomycetes; Eurotiales; Aspergillaceae
Exons: 4
Coding region: 1-1035 (344 amino acids)
Source: RefSeq, a predicted model, not a curated record